This is a messenger RNA of Leptopilina heterotoma, 3393 nucleotides long. RefSeq names its product exonuclease 1 (gene tos). The record is from RefSeq and is a predicted model, not a curated record. Gene Ontology annotation, biological process: mismatch repair; DNA recombination. The transcript is spliced from 9 exons. Gene Ontology annotation, molecular function: metal ion binding; 5'-flap endonuclease activity; DNA binding. Gene Ontology annotation, cellular component: nucleus. NCBI's taxonomy places the organism in Eukaryota, Metazoa, Arthropoda, Insecta, Hymenoptera, Figitidae. Bases 226 to 2469 code for a protein of 747 amino acids.
GAAUAUCUGGAACCUGGAAGCAUGAGGAGAGAGAUGUGUAACAAAAGAAAAUAUGUUUCUUGAGUGACAUUAAUUGUGAAAAUUUACUCAAUUAUUGACGGUGUUUUUAUUUAAAAAAACGAAUCUAUGAAUGCGAGUGCUUUCUGAGUAAAUUAGUGGACAUUUUAAUUGAUAAAAUCGUGAAUAUUAAAGAAAGAAUUCUCUUUGAUAGAAAGUUUAUCAAAAAUGGGUAUUACCGGUUUAAUUCCCUUUUUAAAUAAAGCAUCGAUAAAAUGUAAUAUUACUGAAUUCUCUGGUGGUACGGCAGCAAUUGAUGCUUAUUGCUGGCUGCACAAAGGAGCAUUUUCGUGUGCUGAUAAAUUAAUUAUGGGACAAUCUUCGGAUGCAUACGUUAAAUAUUGUAUGAAACUUGUUCAUAUGCUUAUUGCGGCCAAUGUGAAGCCAAUUUUAGUUUUUGAUGGUCGUCAUUUACCUGCGAAAGCAGAUACUGAAAGCAAAAGAAGAGAACAAAGGGAAGGCAAUAAACGAAAAGCUGCGGAAUUAAUGAGAAUGGGAAAGCACUAUGAGGGAAAGAAUCUCCUGAGGAGAUCAUUGGACAUAUCACACGAGAUGGCUUUAGAAGUUAUAAAACAAUGUCAGGCAGAGAAUGUUGACUGCAUCGUUGCACCUUAUGAGGCAGAUGCUCAAUUAGCUUAUUUAAAUAUUUCCGGAAUUGCCGAUGUUGUUAUUACGGAAGACAGUGACUUAACUUUAUUUGGUUGUACAAAGAUAUUCUUUAAAAUGGACAUUAAUGGCAAUGGAUUACUAGUGGAACAGGAUCGUAUUCAUUUAGCAAUGGGAGUUCGUGCUGAGCAUUUUGAUAUGGACAAAUUUCGUCACAUGUGUAUUCUCUCUGGCUGUGAUUAUUUGCCAUCUCUACCUGGAAUUGGAUUAUCAAAAGCAUGUAAAUUUAUUCUAAAAAACACCGACUGCGAUAUUUACAAUGCACUCACACGAUUAGCUUCACAUCUCAAUAUGAAAUCUUUGGUUGUGACAAAAGAAUACAGAGAUGGAUUUCUUCGUGCGCUUGUGACAUUUAAACAUCAAAUGGUUUUUUGUCCAAUAAAAAGACAACAAGUGAGACUUUAUCCACCACCACCACAUGUCACCGAUGAACAAUUACGACAUGCCGGCGUUGAAGUUGAGGAAGAAUUAGCCCUGCAACUUGCCCUGGGAAAUUAUGAUCCAUUUAAAUUGAGGAAAUUACACGAUUUUGAUCCUGAUAAUUUACCAAAGAGAAUACAUCGAACAAAUUCAUGGAGAGAUCCAAUUAUUCCAAAACACGCGAGUAUUUGGUCUGGAAAUUUCACAAAAAGAGAAAUCAAAUCACCUAAACAGAAAACAUUGAAUCCUUUCAUUCCUAACACUGCGGGUCAAGUGAUGACGUUGAAAACAACUAAAAUUGAAAAAACUACACCAAAAAAACGAAGUUUUGAGGAUGUAGAAGAAGACAUAGAUUAUAUAGCCAUGUACACUCAGGAAUGUAAGAAAAAAAGCGAAAUUAUCGAAACGAAGCCAAGUCCUGAAGAGGAAGACGAAGAGCAAGAGGACAAAAUUACAUCACCUGUUUUAAGUAGAAAAACGAGAAAUCCUUUCGCAAAAAGCGCGGAUGGUUUUUCGCCAAGUCUUCUAACUAGAACAAGAAGACGAACCAGACUCAAUAUUUUCACACCGACUGUAAUUGAUGGUACAGUUAUCGAACAAAGCAAAUUUUUCGCCAAAACAUCAACAUCUGACGAAUACGAAAUAAAAUCUGAAAUCACAAAUUCAAGUGAAAAUAAUGAAAUUCAGAAACAAAUGAAAAUCGAAGGCAAGGAGAAUAUAGAUGAAAAUCAUCAAAUUAUAAAUAAUGAGAAUGAAAACGAAGAGGAAGACGAAACAGAAAUUUUAAGGAAAUAUUCAAAAGAUCCCCCUCGACAAUUAAAUAUUAACAAUAAAGAAUUAUUGAGUGAUGAGAAAAAUUAUUUGCCAGUUGAUUCAGAAAAUCAAUCGUUUCCCGAAAACUUGGAGAAUGAUUGUCAAGAGAAUACGUUAGAUAAGAGUAUUGGUAUUUCGAGUAUAAAAAUUACUUCGGAAUUAGGUUCACAAAUGGAGGGACAAUCGUCAAAUUGUGUGAUGGAAACGGAAAGCAGUCUCUUCAUGGAUACUGGAGAAUUAUUAAAUGAUUUGGAAUCGCAAAGAUGUGCAAGUCCUGACUCGGAGUUUGAAUAUUCUGUUGAGGCCAGUAGUAUAGAAACUAUUAGGACCGGUUUAUUUCAAUGGUCAAAUACUAAAACUCUGGGAGUGAAGAAAAUGGCCAGUCUGCAUAGAAAUAAAGAGGAUCCUAAAAAUAAGAGAAGAUCACGAACUUCUUCUUCGACCGCUAGGAAAUCAACUUCUUCACAAGGUCAACAAAGUCUUUUGAAUAUGUUUGGAUUUCAAAAAAAGUAAAUCGAGUUUAAAACAUUAAGAAAACGAGAAGAGACUUAAAUUACAACGCAAAACUGCCACAAUUAUCAGGGUGUUAUAAUGCAUUAUUUUUCUAUUUGAAUCUUUAUUUUAUUUUUUUUACAAUGUUUUGUAAAUAUUAUAAAUAUUGAACUAGUUUUUGUAACGUUAAGACUCUUAUGCAGAAAUUUAUCUGAGUGUUUAGCAAAAUAGAUUUUUAAAUUAAUAACGUUUUUUCGUAUUUUAUUUAAAGAAAAGAGAAAAAUAUAUGUGAUAGAAAUUAAUUUUAUUACAUUGAGGGAUAAUACUUUUAAUUUAAUUACUGAAAGUCUAUUAUGCUGAAUGCUAUACUUGCAGAUAAAUAAUUAUAUACUAUUUACAAAUAAUAUAAUGUUAAUUACAAAAAUCGAGAACUCUGUGAUAAAUAACAUUUCGAAGGCUCAAACAUUUUCUUAUACAUAUGUAUAUUUUUAUUUCGAAGGUGGAUUCAUUUAAUUUAGUUUACAAAUUUCUGUUUAUUUUAAUUAGUCUUUUUUUAUUUCAAAUUAUUUUUGUUGUACGAGAGCAAAUUUUUCAUGAACAUUUUUUUUAUUAUAUAUUUUUAUUCCGAAGGUAUGUUUAAUUUAGUUUAUAAUUUUCUGUUUAUUUAAAUUAUUUCUGUUUAAUUACUUUUGUUGUACGAGAGCAAAUUUUUCAUUAAUAUUCAUGUGUACGUGAAUUUUUCUCGUGUAAGUUGUGAAUUUUUUAUUAUUAUUAUAAAGUAUGUUAGUUUUUUCUCCAUCUUGAUAAAGUAGAAAAGUUAAAAUUAUUUCGAAAUUUUACUAUUGCUGUAAGGUAUGUUGAUAUUAUUUCAAAUUAUUAUAAUGAAUAAUUGUAUUAUUUGGAAAUAAAGUGUUAAACACUAUAUAAAAAUUUAUUAUUUUGAAA